CCAGUUGAACCACGACAGACCGGUUCGAGCGAAUCCGUUCUCGCGCGGCACAGGUUAGCGUUGCGGAGGCCUGACAGAGACGACAAUGGCGGCGGCGGCAGCGUUGUUUCGGCGGGCGUCUUCCCAUCUCGCUCGUCUCCCUCGCCCUCUCUUCCCCUCUGACUCCCUCGAGAGCCCCUUCGCUCACGGCUCCUCUGCGGGGUCCCCGUCGCUCCCUGGCUUCUCCUUUGACGCCUCCAUGGAGCUCAUGGCCGUUCCCAAAAAAAACGUUUCUCGGCAUAAGAAAGGACUGAGGAAUGGACCCAAGGCUCUGAAACCUGUUCCAGUGAUUGUUCGUUGCAAGAGUUGUGGUCGAGUUAAGUUGCCGCACUUCUACUGUUGCAGUGGAGACACGGGAAACAGUGGUCUUUCAAGCUCAUGAAAGAAUUCAUGAUAUGUGAUAGAGCAUCAAGCUUGCAAAAGGAUAAUCUACUUUGCUUUAAUUUAUCUACUGCAAAUUUUAUUUUCUCAGCUACACUAUUCAGCUGUGUCCUAUCUAGGGUUUAAGUUUGUGAAACAAAUUGGAAAAACAUCUUUUCAUGCUUAUUUCCAACGAAAAGAUUGCAAUAUCAUCGAUGUACUUGUUACAAACUUCGACUCUUUACGUUUGAUUCAACUUCUUGCUGUUUUUUGUA
Musa acuminata subsp. malaccensis (wild Malaysian banana) is the source of this 674-nucleotide messenger RNA. RefSeq lists its product as uncharacterized. Lineage: Eukaryota; Viridiplantae; Streptophyta; Magnoliopsida; Zingiberales; Musaceae. The record is from RefSeq and is a predicted model, not a curated record. Gene Ontology annotation, cellular component: mitochondrial large ribosomal subunit. Gene Ontology annotation, biological process: translation. Gene Ontology annotation, molecular function: structural constituent of ribosome.